GCUAUGCGAGUAAGACAUAAGUCCAAGGAGAGAAGCCAAUCUCCCACAUAAAAUCAAUAUCCGGUUUUUUUAUUCGGUUACAGACCGAUCGAGUACCCUAGAAGCAGAGUGAUGCUGCCUCCUCUGGCCAGGAAAGCCAUUACCGACGAUCCCAAAAAGUUAGCGAACUUGAUAGACCUUGUAAACCUUCCUUCCACCCUCCGAGAAUUCGUGGGUCAGUCUCAGAUUUCCCGUCUUGGAUUCUUUAACAGUGUCUGGUUUUACAUCAAGACCAACAACCUUCAGGAUCCAAACAACAAGAACAUGGUCAACUGUGAUGAAAAGUUGAAGAUGAUUUUGCUUGGUAAGCCUCGGAUUGAGUUGGCUGAACUCCCCAUGUUGAUCAAGCUCCAUUUUCCUAAAGAGCCCAAGUGAAGAACCAUCAGGUUCAUGUAAGGCUGCCUUCGUGUAACAUAAUGUUUUUUCUUCAUUUAGGAGACCCUUUCAACAAAAACAAUUGACAGGUUAUUUGUUGCUUACUAACAAUUACAAAAUGUGGGAUUAAUGAAAUUCAGAUUAAACUUAGAUGGCGGGGAUUUGCCAAUAUCUAUGUUUAUUACCCACGAGUA
Messenger RNA from Papaver somniferum (opium poppy), 608 nucleotides. RefSeq names its product upstream activation factor subunit UAF30. The transcript has 2 exons. Bases 112 to 414 code for a protein of 100 amino acids. Gene Ontology annotation, cellular component: nucleus. The record is from RefSeq and is a predicted model, not a curated record. NCBI's taxonomy places the organism in Eukaryota, Viridiplantae, Streptophyta, Magnoliopsida, Ranunculales, Papaveraceae.